AUUUCUGGUCUCGCGAGUACGCUCAGGUCCUGCCCCCGCGCGCUUCUCCGGCCCUACUUCCCCGCCUGCGAGAGCGCUCAGGCUCCUCCGCGCGGCUCACGGCAGGUGGCGCUGUCUGCGGCGUCGCAGCGGCCCCUGCUGCCGCGGCUACCAUCUCCCGGCGGGCAGUGCGGCCCGGCUCUUCGGCGGCAGUGAGUGCCACGUCCUAAGUGCUAAGCUGAGGAGCCGAGCGGAGGGUGCGAGGUGGGCGGAGAACAGCCCGGAGCCCGGCUUGGCCACACCGAUCGCCCGCCGCCAUGGGCUCCUCGCAGAGCGUCGAGAUCCCAGGCGGGGGCACGGAAGGCUACCACGUCCUGCGGGUACAAGAAAAUUCCCCAGGACACAGAGCUGGACUGGAGCCUUUCUUUGAUUUUAUUGUUUCUAUUAACGGUUCAAGAUUGAAUAAAGACAAUGACACUCUUAAGGAUCUACUGAAAGCAAAUGUUGAAAAGCCUGUAAAAAUGCUUAUCUAUAGCAGCAAAACACUGGAGCUGCGAGAGACCUCAGUCACACCAAGUAACAUGUGGGGUGGCCAAGGCUUAUUGGGAGUGAGCAUUCGUUUCUGCAGCUUUGACGGGGCAAAUGAAAACGUGUGGCAUGUGUUGGAAGUGGAGUCAAAUUCUCCUGCAGCACUGGCAGGUCUUAGACCUCACAGUGAUUAUAUCAUUGGAGCAGAUACGGUCAUGAAUGAGUCUGAAGACCUAUUCAGCCUUAUUGAAACACAUGAAGCAAAACCACUGAAACUUUAUGUGUACAACACAGACACUGAUAACUGUCGAGAAGUGAUAAUUACACCAAAUUCUGCAUGGGGUGGAGAAGGCAGCUUAGGAUGUGGCAUUGGAUAUGGUUAUUUGCAUCGAAUACCUACACGCCCAUUUGAAGAAGGAAAGAAAAUUUCUCUUCCGGGACAAAUGACACCUAUUACUCCUCUUAAAGAUGGGUUUACAGAGGUGAGAAAACUUCACUACCUGGUUAAGCUACUGUACUUUUCACCAAAACAAGUCAAGUUCAUUUGUGGUUUGUUGUUUUGUGGGGAGUUUGACAGUUUUAUUGAGAUUAAUUCUGUUCAUUCUUUGUUGACUGAAUUUGUCAAUAAACACAAUAAAAGAUGGUGUUUUAUUUUAGGUGUACCAACAGUACCAUUAUUGCCACCAGUAAAUCAGUCCCUCACUUCUGUGCCACCAAUGAACCCAACUACUACAUUACCAGGUCUGAUGCCUUUACCAGCAGGACUGCCUAACCUCCCCAACCUCCCCAACCUCAACCUCAACCUCCCAGCACCACACAUCAUGCCAGGGGUUGGCUUAUCAGAACUCAUGAACGUGGGUUUGCCACCUCUUGCGUCCUUGCCUCCCCGCAACUUACCUGGCAUUGCACCUCUCCCCAUGUCAUCUGAGUUCCUCCCGUCAUUCCCUCUAGUUCCUGAGGGCGCUCCUGCAGCAAGCUCAGUGGAGCUGCUGUCUUCCCUCCCACCCACCGGCAGCCCACCCUCCGAUCCUGUCACGACUACUGCAAAGGCAGAUGCUGCCACCUCACUCACUAUGGAUAUGACACCCCACAGUUCCAAGACCCCCACCACUGUUGAGGACAGAGUCAGCGACUCCGCUUCAGCCAGCGAGAAACCUGUUUCUGCAGCUGUGGAUGCAAAUGCUUCUGAGUCACCUUAACUUUGAACCAGUCGUUGGAAUUGGCGUGGUAUAUUCAUUUAAACCACGGAACGUGUCUGGAGAUGCAAACUAUCAUUAAUUUCAUACUAGUUUGUACCCUAUCUGUAGGCAUCCUGUAAAUAAUUCCAGGGGGAAACUAAGCAAGAGGACAUGGGCUUAUAUCCUGCCAAGUUGGGGUAGGGCUCAUAGGCCAGGGAGGGAAAUGGCAGAAAGUGCUUGUAUUUUAAACAACCAAAAAGAAUUGUAAGGGCGGCUUGCUGCCAGGCUUCCACUGCCGUUCUUGGGGUGUACAUCUUUGGGAAAGGUGGUGGCAGGGCAUCUGCUGGGUUCCCUGUGCCCCUGCUGCUCCUUCUGUAAGAAAAAUGAAAUAUUUUAUGCCUACUAUUCACAUGCAACAUUUCUUGUACUUUGUAAAUCAUUUGCAAGAAUGCAGACCACCUCACUAAAUCAUAAAAAGGAAAGGAUAUUUUAGGAUGCGAGUCACAUCUCUAUUAAGGUUUACACAAGAAUUCCAACUGAAGAUAUCUAUUAAAGUUACACAACAUACAUUGUUAACUGAACAUCUUUUUAUUCAGCCUAUACACAGAUCCUUGUUUUUGAGCUCUCAAAAUUAUUCAGACAACAUUUUGUAACUGCUGCUGUUGCUUUCUAUGUCCACCAUAAAAUGGCAUUUGAAAUAAAGGAGACGUUGCAGAGUUUUAAACCAGAAGGUGGCACUUUGUGGCUACUUAACACUCUCGCUAUGCUGGGAAAGGAUAGAAACAGCAAUAAAUGACAGUCAUUUUACUUUU
Messenger RNA from Otolemur garnettii (small-eared galago), 2497 nucleotides. RefSeq names its product golgi reassembly stacking protein 2 (gene GORASP2). Gene Ontology annotation, molecular function: protein binding. NCBI's taxonomy places the organism in Eukaryota, Metazoa, Chordata, Mammalia, Primates, Galagidae. The record is from RefSeq and is a predicted model, not a curated record. Bases 297 to 1706 code for a protein of 469 amino acids. The transcript has 10 exons. Gene Ontology annotation, cellular component: Golgi apparatus. Gene Ontology annotation, biological process: Golgi organization.